Cladocopium goreaui is the source of this 612-nucleotide messenger RNA. Lineage: Eukaryota; Dinophyceae; Suessiales; Symbiodiniaceae. The record is from the annotation of a GenBank genome assembly.
AUGUUGAGGCAGACAGGUUUACGGUUGGUUGCCGCGUUGGCGGUUGUCGCGCUGGUUACGUCGGUUAGCCAAGCCGGUCGAUACAACAAAGUUCUGAGCAUUGGUGACAACGCCCCCACAUUUACCGACAUCAUCGGUACCGAUGGCGAAAAGCAUAGCUUGUCGGACUUCGACGAAGCCAAGCUCGUGGUGGCUGUGUUCACUUGCAAUAGCUGCCCGGUGGCGGUUGCCUGCGAAGACCGCAUGAUCGAGCUGCAGAAGAAGUACGGAGACCAGGGCGUGCAACUGGUCGCGAUUAACGUGAACAACGUGGAAGGCGACAAGCUCGAGAAGAUGAAAGAGCGAGCCGAGCAGAAGGGCUUCAACUUCCCCUAUCUGUAUGAUGAGAGCCAAAAGUCGGCCAAGGCUUUCGGUGCGGCCGUCACUCCUCACUUCUUCCUGCUCGAUCAAGACCGCAAGGUUGUCUACAUGGGUGCCAUGGACGACAGCCCCUUGAGUGCGGGCGAAGUUCAAGAAACCUACCUGGAAGACGCGAUCACCGCCGCUCUUUCAGGCAAGAAGCCGGAGACGACCGAGACCCGGCAACAGGGUUGCGGCAUCAAGUACGAAUGA